CAUAAUUUACUCAUUGCUCUUCAUUCUUGGACAAUGGAUGAAAGAGCACGUCAUGCGAAUGUAUAUGCGAUGCGUGCGCAUGCAGCUCGCAAUCUCCCUUUGAUUUCAGCUGCGCACCACCGUGCUCUCCAGCUUAUCCUGGCAACAGAAGCCAACGAUAUCCGAUUGUCACCACAGCAGCGCAGGAACGCCCGGACCUUGCAACAGCAUUAUCAACAACAAUAUGUUGACACUUGUUUACAUCGAAAUAGCAUUAAUGAUACCAAUAGCAAGAGCAAGAGCAAAAAUGUGGACAAUGCAGACAAGGAACGGGACAAACAGAAUGAUAUGGACUGGGAGAUGGACCAGAACAAUAGCAACAGCAGUAGCAGUAAUAAUAAUGGUGGUGGUGGUAGUGAUAGCAUGGACAAAAAUAGGGACGCUAAAGAAUGUAUUGUUAGUCGCGUCAGCGCAUUGGUAGACAAGGCAUUGGAAAUGAAACGGACGAAACGAGGAUAUGUGUCAGCGGUUCAGAGCAGUAUCAAACGAGAAGCCAAUCUAUCGGAUUAUACCAUAUGUCUAACAGACAUUGCAACAUUGUUAUACUCAUAGUAUUUAAUAUGCUUGCUUCUUUUUUUUUUUUU
Molecule: messenger RNA, 623 nt
Organism: Lobosporangium transversale
Lineage: Eukaryota; Fungi; Mortierellomycota; Mortierellomycetes; Mortierellales; Mortierellaceae
Exons: 2
Coding region: 34-591 (185 amino acids)
Source: RefSeq, a predicted model, not a curated record